AUGCCAAUUUUACCUAAGGAGGAAACGGAGGGUGUCAGUACCCGAAGUCAACGCCAGCAUGAGACGGACCAAAGAAGAUUUGGUGGUGCAACGCCGCAGACGUCGGAGGUCCAGCCGCCGGCUGCAGGCCCGUCAGUAGCUCCUACAUCUGCAGCACCUGACUUAGGUACUCUGAUGGUGAUGCUGCAGGAGCAGGCUCGCCGACAGGACGAACAGGUCCGUCGUUUGGAAGAGCAGCUGCGGGGCGGACAGGAUGAACAGGCUCUCCGACAGGAAGAAUAG
Parnassius apollo (apollo) is the source of this 282-nucleotide messenger RNA. Lineage: Eukaryota; Metazoa; Arthropoda; Insecta; Lepidoptera; Papilionidae. The record is from the annotation of a GenBank genome assembly.